AUAAUGCAUCUAUAAACAUCUGUAAAUCUCUGUUCUUCAGGUGGGUUUUAUAAAGAAGAUGAAUUGACACAUGUGACUGAGGGAGAUUCAUUCACUCUGAACUCUGAUCUCACUGAAUUGAAGGACGACGAUGUGAUUCAGUGGAGGUGUGGAUAUGCUGAACACACCGUACUAGCUGAAAUUAAUAAACAGACCGACAUAAUCACUUUGUAUGAUGAUGUUCUUGAUGGGAGAUUCAGAAACAGACUGAAGCUGAACACACGAACUGCAUCUCUGACCAUCACAAACAUCACAUCUGAACAGAUUGAAUAUUUUACACUACAGAUCAACGGUGUGAGAAAGAGAAAGGUCAAUGUCGGUAUCUAUGGAGUGAAGUCAGUGUCAGCGAUGAAGGGAGAUUCAGUCACUAUAAACUCUGAUCUUGAUGAAAUGAAGUAUGAUCAUCGGAUUCAGUGGAGCCUUUCAGCCGAUGAUGAUAAGUGGUGGUCUAAAACUUUACUAGCUGAAAUCAAUAAACAGACCGACAGAAUGACUGUGUAUGAUGAUGUUCUUGAUGGGAGAUUCAGAAACAGACUGAAGCUGAACAAUCAAACUGGAUCUCUUACCAUCACAGACACCACAACUGAAGAUGCUGGAGAAUAUGAACGAGUGGUCAGUGUAAAGAACAGCGGUUCUGGGCAGAAAUUCUUACUUGCUGUCUUUGAUGAUGUAUCAGUGAUUGAGAGUGAGUCAGUUACUCUGAACUCUAAUCUUUCUGAAAUAACGGCUUAUGAAUGGAUUCGGUGGAGGCUUGGAAAUGAUAACAUUUUACUAGCUGAAAUCAAUAAAAAGGUUGACAGAAUCACUGUGUAUGACGAUGUUCUUGAUGGGAGAUUCAGAAACGGACUUAAGCUGAACAAUCAAACUGGAUCUCUGACCAUCACAGACACCAGACCUGAACACUCUGGACGUUAUAAACUACAGAUAUGUGUAGAGAGGAGCUAUUCAAGAAGGUUCUCAAUAAAAGCAUUCACUCUUCUCUCUGUUCCUGUGAUCAGCAGAGACUGUUCAUCUUCAUCAUCAUCUUCAUCAUCAUCUUCAUCACAGCAGAAUUGUUCAUUGUUGUGUUCAGUGGUGAAUGUGGGUCAUGUGACUCUCUCCUGGUACAAAGGAAACAGUUUAUUGUCCAGCAUCAGUGUGUCUGAUCUCAGCAUCAGUCUCUCUCUACCUCUGGAGGUGGAAUAUCAGGAUAAAAACAGUUACAGCUGUGUGAUCAACAAUCCCAUCAGAAACCAGAGCUGAUAUUAGUUGAUGUUGCUGAUCUCAGUUAGAUGUUUUUAUUCCUCAGACUCUGUUCACUGUUGUGGUUCUACUGGAGCUGUGAUCCGAUUGGUCCUCUCUGUUCUGGUGGGUGUGGCUACUGUCAUUAUUCUGGUUUAUGACAUCAGAUCCAGAAGAGCUGAACAAGAUCAAGCACAAAUUCACACAUCAGUGUCUCCAAGUCUCCAUCGUGUCCUCCUGUCCUUGCUUACCGUAGCAGAAGACCGGAUCAAGACCGGAUCAAGACCGAUCGGCACAAGCAUGAGCCUCACGGACCCCUUCCAGGACCCUGUUGACGCUUUGCGUCGCACCCUCACUACUCUUCCGGCAUCCCCAUUACCUGCAAGCACAUCCACAGACAAGACCACCACUUCCUCACCUGCUGUGCACGCCAGUCCCAUGGCAAAGCCGGGGCCCUUCUCUGGUUCGGCGGUGUAUUGA
Carassius auratus (goldfish) is the source of this 1740-nucleotide messenger RNA. RefSeq lists its product as uncharacterized. The transcript has 7 exons. The record is from RefSeq and is a predicted model, not a curated record. Lineage: Eukaryota; Metazoa; Chordata; Actinopteri; Cypriniformes; Cyprinidae.